AUGGCUCGCACAAAGCAGACGGCUCGCAAGUCCACCGGCGGCAAGGCGCCGCGCAAACAGCUCGCCACCAAGGCGGCCCGCAAGAGCGCGCCGGCCACCGGCGGCGUGAAGAAGCCGCACCGCUACCGGCCCGGCACGGUAGCUCUGCGCGAGAUCCGCCGUUACCAGAAGUCCACGGAGCUGCUGAUUCGCAAGCUGCCAUUCCAGCGGCUGGUGCGCGAGAUCGCGCAAGAUUUCAAGACCGACCUGCGCUUCCAGAGCUCGGCGGUGAUGGCGCUGCAGGAGGCGUGCGAGGCCUAUCUGGUGGGGCUCUUCGAGGACACCAACCUGUGUGCCAUCCACGCCAAGCGCGUCACCAUCAUGCCCAAGGACAUCCAGCUUGCUCGCCGCAUCCGCGGGGAGAGGAUUCUGCAUAUACGGGAUGUCAUACGCGCCGUAGCGAGGGUGGUUGCAGAAAUGUCUGGACGGGGCAAGGGCGGUAAGGGUCUCGGAAAGGGGGGUGCUAAGCGCCACCGCAAGGUUCUUCGCGACAACAUCCAGGGCAUUACCAAGCCCGCUAUUCGUCGUCUGGCUCGUCGUGGUGGCGUGAAGCGGAUCUCCGGUCUCAUCUACGAGGAGACUCGUGGGGUGCUAAAGGUGUUCCUGGAAAAUGUGAUUCGGGACGCGGUCACAUACACCGAGCACGCCAAGCGCAAAACUGUCACCGCCAUGGAUGUGGUCUAUGCGCUGAAACGUCAGGGACGUACCCUUUACGGCUUCGGCGGUAGUUGGCACUACUUACCAAUGGCUCGCACUAAGCAGACGGCUCGCAAGUCCACCGGCGGCAAGGCGCCGCGCAAACAGCUCGCCACCAAGGCGGCCCGCAAGAGCGCGCCGGCCACCGGCGGCGUGAAGAAGCCGCACCGCUACCGGCCCGGCACGGUAGCUCUGCGCGAGAUCCGCCGUUACCAGAAGUCCACGGAGCUGCUGAUCCGCAAGCUGCCGUUCCAGCGGCUAGUGCGCGAGAUCGCGCAAGACUUCAAGACUGACCUGCGCUUCCAGAGCUCGGCCGUGAUGGCGCUGCAGGAGGCGUGCGAGGCCUAUCUGGUGGGGCUCUUCGAGGACACCAACCUGUGUGCCAUCCACGCCAAGCGCGUCACCAUCAUGCCCAAGGACAUCCAGCUUGCCCGCCGCAUCCGUGGGGAGAGAGCAUAA
Molecule: messenger RNA, 1194 nt
Organism: Budorcas taxicolor (takin)
Lineage: Eukaryota; Metazoa; Chordata; Mammalia; Artiodactyla; Bovidae
Exons: 4
Coding region: 1-1194 (397 amino acids)
Cellular component (GO): nucleosome
Molecular function (GO): protein heterodimerization activity; structural constituent of chromatin; DNA binding
Source: RefSeq, a predicted model, not a curated record